Xenopus laevis (African clawed frog) is the source of this 2610-nucleotide messenger RNA. It is a transcript of the gene fbxo25.L, whose product is annotated as F-box protein 25 L homeolog. The coding region runs from base 162 to 1217 and encodes 351 amino acids. The record is from RefSeq and is a predicted model, not a curated record. NCBI's taxonomy places the organism in Eukaryota, Metazoa, Chordata, Amphibia, Anura, Pipidae. The transcript is spliced from 10 exons.
ACUUUCUUAUAUGGCCAAUCGGAGCGCGCUGAGGGCGGGUUAUUGUGGUUUCGUCUUGACCAAAAUAAAGCAAAAGGAGACGGCUGCUUCCGCUAACGCGAUCCUGCCAGCUCCGAUGUAACGAGAGGCGAGUAAUAAGAAAGAGAGACAGCAUUAAAGCCAUGCCAUUUCUGGGUCAGGACUGGCGCUCUCCAGGCUGGAGCUGGACGAAAACCGAUGAUGGAUGGAAAAGGUGUGAUUUCUACUGUGAUUAUGAGAGAGAUGAAAAUUUCAACCUUAGCGUGCUAAAUGUCGAUAAUCCAGAAUUCUAUGCAGCGGAGAAGUUAGACAUUUCAGCGAAAAAGAGAAGGAAGGAACACUUUAACAACACUACAAAGAACUUUUAUCACGAGAAAUGGAUUUACAUACAAAAAGAAAGUACAAGAGAAAGACAUGGUUAUUGCACACUGGGUGAAGCAUUUAAUCGGUUAGACUUUUCAAGUGCAAUUUGGGACAUCAGAAGAUUCAAUUAUGUGGUGAAGUUGCUGCAGUUAAUUGCGAAGUCCCAGCUUACAUCACUUAGCGGCGCAGCACAGAAGAAUUAUUUCAACAUUCUAGAAAAGAUUGUUCAGAAAGCAAUUGAAGAUCAGUACAAUCCACGUUUAAUACGAGAGGUUCUGCAAGAUUUGAGCUCUACCCUCUGCAUCCUGAUAUGGGAAGUUGGUAGAUGUGUAUUGGUAGGAAAUAUCAAUAUCUGGAUCUCUCGCUUGGAGACUAUUUAUUCAUGGCAGCAGCAACUGAUGAACCUUCAGAUAACACAGCAUCUUGAUGGGGGCCCUACCAUUCGUGAUCUCCCUUUACAUAUGCAGAACAAUAUAAUAACCAGAUUCACUGAUGCCUGGGACAUUAUUAAUCUGGGCCAAGUCACUCCUACACUGCACGUGCUGAGCGAAGAUCGUCUCCUUUGGCAAAAACUAUGCAAGUACCAUUUUGCAGAGAAAAUGUUCUGCAGGCAUUUGAUUGUCUCUGAAAAAGGUCACAUCGACUGGAAACUGAUGUUCUUCGCUCUUCUGAAAUAUUAUCCAACAAGGGAACAAUAUGGAGACACUUUACAGUUUUGCCAGCAUUGCAGCAUGCUGUUUUGGAAGGACACAGGACAUCCCUGCACUGCCAAUGAUCCUGCCAGCUGUCUGAUUCCAGUCUCUCCCCAGCACUUUAUUGACCUCUUCAGGUUCUGAUUGGGAUGUUCUAUUCCUCCGUCCUUUAUUUUUGUGUGUUUUAAAUACUAGGGUUGCACAGAACCCAUAAUUGUCAGCUUCAGCUGAAUUCCAAAUCCUCCACCAAAGAUUCAGGGUAAUACUGAACUGAAUCCAUACAUAUUCAAAUGUGAGCAAAAUCCUAACAUCGAUUAAAACGACAAAACUACACUGAGCUGAGCAAUUUUAGUGGAUGUUGUGUAAGUAGUUACUUCUGCUGAUUGAGACCAACAUUUUACGACUUAUUUUUAAGCGUUCUUAUUGCUUUUUGAUCAUUCCUUUUGUUGACACUAAAAUGAAGCCAAUAUAUAUAUUUCCAAUGCUUUUCCAUAGUACAUUCUGAACUUCUACAGAAAACAAUUUGUGUGCAGGUUUGGGAUCUUUUAUCCAGAAUGCUUGGGACCUUUUCUGUAUAACACUCCCAAAAACUGUGCAAAAAAAAUCAUUUAUGAAAGGGGUGGUUCACCUUUACAUUAACUGUUAAUAUGUGAUAGAAUGACUAAUUCUAAGCAACUUUUCAAUUGUCCUAUUUUUAUAGUUUUUGAAUUAUUUGCCGCCUUCUGACUUUUUCUAGCUUUGAAAUGGGGGUCAUUGACCCCAUCUAAAAAACAAAUGUUCUGUAAGGCUACACAUUUAUUGCUAUUUUUUAUUACUCAUCGUUCUAUUCAGGCCCUCUCCUAUUCAUAUUUCAGUCUCCUAUUCAGAUCAGUGCAUGGUUGCUAGGGUAAUUGGACCCUAGAAACCAGAUGGCUGAAACUGCAACCACGAGUUACUAAAUAAAAAGCAUAAUUAGUCAAAACCCAUAAUUGAAAAUGUAAACCAAUUGCAAACUUUCAGAUUAUUAUUCUCUACAUCAUACUAAAAGUUAAUUUAAGGGUGAACAACCCCUUUAAAAUUUGCAUUUCAUCUUAUUUCUGUUAAAAAAAAAAAAGAUACUGUUAUUCUGCUAAACACUUGAGAACAGGGUCUUUAUACAGUACAUACUGCAGUUUAUUUUUUAGAUAUUUUAAAGAUAUUGAAACCUGUGCAGGUGAUCACUAUCUCCCUUUCUGUUAUUGUCUAAUUUAUUUAAAUGUUGUCGUUAUGUAUGUGUUUUUUUUUAACUGUGCAGGUGAUUAUAUGGGACGAUUGUUGAUAUUUUUUAGCAAGAAAUAAUGUAUCUGCUUAUGGAAGGCAGAAGUCAUGAUAGGAAGUGUUUGGGUAAUGUGCAAUGGAUUCUUAGGAGAAGGGACCACUCUUAAACAUUUCAACUUCAAUAUGUUCCUCCAACCUGGUGGGGUUGGGACAGGGAAAGUAAUUUUAUGGUUUAAUAUGAAGGCUAUAAAACAGAUUAAGACUUGUAUUCUGCAAUUUAAUAAAAGGCAUAUUGAUGUUA